Helobdella robusta is the source of this 744-nucleotide messenger RNA. RefSeq lists its product as hypothetical. The record is from RefSeq and is a predicted model, not a curated record. Bases 1 to 744 code for a protein of 247 amino acids. The transcript has 5 exons. Lineage: Eukaryota; Metazoa; Annelida; Clitellata; Rhynchobdellida; Glossiphoniidae.
AUGAAAGAAGGAAAGAAAGAAGGAAAGAAAGAAAGAUAUUCUGGACAUUCCAACGACAAAAACAGCGCAGGGCGAAACAAAUCUUGUGACGUCAUGAAUCAAAGUCCCUCAGUUGACCACGUGGACAGCCCUCAGUCACAUGUUCAACCGCAGUCAACAUUGGCAACGCCACCAUCGCUAUUUUAUUCGUCCGCCUACUCUCCACCAUUCAACAACUAUUGUUACAACCACCAACAAAAUAUGGUGCACCAACCGCAACCACAACAAUACCAGCCACAGCCAUACUGCAGCUACUACAGCAGCUACAACAGCACCAGCCCAUUAAUGCAACAGAACAAAAGUUAUCUACCAGGUUACGAACUGAUGGUGGGUCAUAAUAAUGGGAACACUGCUGGAGCGUUGAAUCGGGUCAGGAAUUUUCCAGAAGAUGGUCUCAAUGAAAGUUAUCCAGCCAACAAAUGGUUCAACAAUUAUCACAGCAGCAACAACAACAUCAACCACAACCAUCAAAACAUCAAUAGCAACAACACUAACAUAAGCAGUUAUCAAUGCAACUACUACCAUUUUUACAACUACAAUAAUAGCAGCCAUUACAAUCAACAUAACAAGGAAACAACCCAGAGUUGUUUUCCUUACGAGGCUACUAACGAAAGCUGUCCAUACCUCUGCAACGAUCAAGAAGGUAGUGUGAAAAAACUGAUGCAGAAGAUAACAAGUCAAGAAUUUUUUCAUACUCUUAAGUAG